This is a messenger RNA of Diorhabda sublineata, 7940 nucleotides long. RefSeq names its product homeotic protein distal-less-like (gene Dll). The record is from RefSeq and is a predicted model, not a curated record. NCBI's taxonomy places the organism in Eukaryota, Metazoa, Arthropoda, Insecta, Coleoptera, Chrysomelidae. The transcript is spliced from 5 exons. Gene Ontology annotation, molecular function: DNA-binding transcription factor activity, RNA polymerase II-specific; RNA polymerase II cis-regulatory region sequence-specific DNA binding. Gene Ontology annotation, biological process: regulation of transcription by RNA polymerase II. The coding region runs from base 406 to 1395 and encodes 329 amino acids.
UAGUAGAUGGUUGGUUAACAAACGGUCAAUUUUCCUACGUAAAAAAACGACAUAUGCACUCAAUUUCGUAUAAUUUGGUUUCGGGCUCGAUCUUCAAAUAGUUUUUACUCAAUUAUAGUGUGGAUUACACCUAUUAUCAUCAUUCAGUGCGCUAAAUUGCUUUCGUUGUCUCAAAUUAACGUUAUUAACUUUUUAAACUGUUCUCAUAACAACGUUUAUCGUUUUCUCACCUUUUUUUUUUCCGGCUUAGUGCUAGUGAAUUUGACUUAGUGGUUUUAGUGAAACUUUUUCAAGACGUCUCCUAACUUCAGCAAAGUGGAUAACAAACCCUUCACGACGUUGAAUUUCACGGAUUUGGGUUCCCCUUUCGGGGGACCCAACGAAGAUCCUCCGGGCACCCCUACGAUGUCCGGGGAAGGUCACAUCGGACCGCCGACACCUCAUGAAUCCAAUAAUUCGACGCCCGUUUCGAAAAGUGCUUUUAUCGAAUUACAACAACACGGAUACGGACCAUUGAGGACCACUUAUCAACACCACUUUAAUUCGCCGGCGGGAAAUGCACAUUCGGGACCGACGGGUGGUCACGAUACUGGUUUUCCAAGUCCCAGGGGUGCUUUGGGCGCUUAUCCUUUUCCACCGAUGCAACAGCAUUCGUAUACGGGUUAUCAUUUGGGUUCUUAUGCUUCUAAUUGUCCUCCUUCUCCCAAAGAUGACGACAAAUGUUUAUCGUUAGACAGGCCGUCGGGUGGUGGCAAAGGUAAAAAAAUGCGAAAACCCCGUACGAUAUAUUCAAGUCUUCAAUUACAACAACUAAAUAGGAGGUUCCAAAGGACACAGUACCUGGCCUUACCAGAAAGGGCAGAGCUGGCGGCCAGUUUGGGACUAACACAAACUCAGGUGAAGAUAUGGUUUCAAAAUAGGAGAAGUAAAUACAAGAAAAUGAUGAAAGCAGCACAAGUUACAGGUGGCACAAACAACAAUGGUACUCCCGGAGGUCAUUCGGGUUUAUUAGGUCCUAAUUCAAAUAUGCCUUCUAGUAGUCCAGGACCACAGGGUCAGAACAUGAUGCAAGGUAGGAUCAAAAUGGAAGGAGGCGGCUCGUCGAGCGGUAGUCCGGCAACUGGCGGUUAUAUGCAGCACCCUUCUCCCGCUCCUAGUUCCACCCCCGGUUCAGACAUGUCGGCUGGCGGCCCACAACCAGCCGCCAGUCCUGGUGUUGGAGGGGGCGGCGGAGGCGGUUGGGGCGACAUUAAGCCCCACCAACAGCCCAUUCAUCCCCCGCCCCAUUCUACGAGUCAUCCGCACCCUCAUCCCCCGCCUCACAAUUACCUCCCGCAGUAUUCUUGGUAUCCUACGGACAAUCCUGGUCUCCUAACAGUUUGGCCAGCAGUUUAAUAGAAGAAUAAGUGAUUAGUAACUAAUUAGAAUUUUUUUCAAAUAAACUUUUGACAACAAAGGACAAAAAGUGACCAGUGGAUAUGUAAGAUAUUUUGUUGAUGUAGGUUAAGUUACAUUGUUUUAAAAAUUUUACGUUCCCCUGUAUAAAUUGGUUUUUGGAUCUCAAGGUGGCUGCAAAAAUUUUCAAUUUCGAUAAAAAUGAAGAUUUUCGCAAAAACGAAGGUGCAAUAUGGGUAAGAGUCCGGUAAAUAAUCAGGUACACUGAAAAAAAACAUUACAUCUGUCCAAACUAUGGAAUUGAGCUGAAUAUAUUUCCAGAUGUCGAAUAAUUAGGUAUAGUAAUAAUUACAGUAAUGUUAUAAUUAAAUAGCUAAUUCUUCAGGGUAGUAAAUCGAUUCUUUUUCAUCGUACUACCUUAGCAGAAUAUUCGUUAUCAUUAAAUUGACGGUAUAUUAUUUGAAUGAUCAAAACAAAAAACAAUCAGAAAUUCUGUGGUUCAAAUCCUGUUCUCUGAAUGAUUUUCAACUUAUUAACUACCAUGAAUUUUUAAAAAUCCAACAUUUUGUAUUUUCUUCAGUAAAAAGUUUUCUCCUAGGACUCAUUUUGUGUAGUACAAUAAAGUUUUUCCCAACACAUUAUCACCGAAGAAUUUUCUUUCUCGAACACAUAAUUUUAUACUUUUAAACCACCUAACAUGCAGGUUAGUUCUUUGUUGGAUCUUUGAAUAAUCAUUUCUACGUAUCAUAUAUACAUACAUUCAGAAAUAACAAAAUGAAGUUUUCAAAUUCAGAUUAUUUCGAUUUGAUAUUUCAGCAGAACGAUGAAUUAGCUUUAGUUUUUUUAUAUCGUUUAGUUCCAAUUUUCCUGUAUAAAUGCUACAAUUGUAUACAACCGAUAUAUUAAAGAACAUCCUGUCUCAACAACUUUCAGUGUACCUGAAUAAUUAAUAAUACCUUUUACACGUAAAUUUUGUUUAAUGAUGCUACGUUAUUGAUUUUUUAGCGUUUGUUCAAAAUGAAAAAUUUGUAAUAUAAAAUUACGGUACUAACUGGUUUUGUUGAAUUUGUUAUUAGUAUUGGAUAAUGUUAGUUUUGUUAACAAUAUAAGACAUAAUUUACCUUUUUUUAAACGAUAUUUUUCAAUCCUAUUGUUUUAUAUGAAUAUGGAUUUUCCAUCGAACGGAAUAAUCCAUUAAUAAAUAUAUCCUUACUAAAAUAUUUGCAAGACAUUGGGGCAUAUGCGUUUUCUUAGAAAUUAUUGUAGCUGGCCCAACUUAGAAUUUUAUCCGAGGUUUAAUACUUCUAGUAUAUUUAUUAAACUUUCCAGCACCUCCAUCAAAUGCAGAUAUAUUUCUUUUAGAAUUCUAAACACCUGGUUCUGGACGAUUUUUAUACCAACUACUGUAAUUAUUCCCAAUUAUAGCGAUAGUGAUAGGAUAAGCUCUAAUGUCCUAAGUUGUAUUUACGAAUCCUAGUCCUCUCGCAUGUUUAUUUUUACUGAUGUCUCUAAAAGCUCCUUCGUAGAGGGAGGUGCCUUUUAUGCUCUAUAUACCAAUGUGUCUAAAAAAUUCAAACUAUGUAGACAUGUAUCCAAAUAUAAAGAGGAGGCGAUAGCUGUUAUUAAGGCUCUUAGCUUUACAAUAGAAUUAAAUUUCAAACAGUCACUUUUUGCUACCGAUUCUUUGUCCGUUUCAGAAGAAAUUAAAUAUGUAUAUGAGCAUACCCGAUUUCCACUUAAACCUAUACAUAUUACAAAUAAAUUAAGUUUAUUAAAAAGCGGUGUACAUUUUUAUGGACAAAGGGCCAUUUUGUCUAUUUUUGAACGCAGAAGUAAAUUGGAGGAAAAUCUGCGGUCACUACUGGUCAAUAUAUUAACCAAAUCGAAACAAACCCAAUUCUUGAGUCAGGACUGGGAAUGUUAUACAGUCAUCACCUUCAAUAUUCGAAAAUAUAGAUGUCUGAUCCUAAGAAUCCGUGGUUUUAUAACCAAUCUACUCCUAGAAUAUACUUAACAAGCCUAAUUAGAAUGAGAUUUAGGUAUGCCUGCUACACCUACUCAAGAUAAAAAUCCACAGCAACGAAUCAUGCGAUUACUUCGAUGAUAAUUGUCCUUUUUGAGUGUGAUAUUCUAAAGAUGAGAAGCUGCAAAAGAAUAUUAAAUGAUGUUUGUUUUGUUGUACAACGAAAGUACCUCGAUGGAUAUCUAGGCGAAAAAAGUGUGCUUGAUAUAAUUUUUGCAAGGUUAGAUUGAAUUGCUUGUAAUGAUGUGAUCAUAUUUUGAUAUAUUGUGGUUAUAAUUCACUAAGAGCAUUCCAACUAUUCAUAAUCUGAAGAAACCGUUCCCUUUUUAAGUAUUACCCAGUUUUUCUUUUCUCAACUUUCCUUUACGAUAAUCCUCUUCGAAAUUUAAUAAAUCUACGUCUUUGAUCUCUUUUAUGGGUGCUAAUUCAUCAAGUUUUUGUCCAUUAGCUGCAAUUUAAAAAAUUUAUUUAUUAUAAUGCCAAAUAAUCGGUUUACAGAAUUCGAUACCAGAACAGGAAGAAUGUAUCAAUGAAUAUCAGAAAUUUACUCUUAAAAAUAUCAAUCCAGAAUUGUUAAUCCAUCAGCUAAAAACAGAUAUAUAAUUAUAUUAAGAAAUCAGUAUUUUUUACAGAUCAUUGAGCAAUGUCGCUGUUAAUUCAACAAUAAUUGUUCAUUGUAAUUGGCAUCCAAAGAAGAAAAAAGCUGAAAUUACAGAGUUUGUUGAUUUAUGAACCAUUCUCACAAUUAAAUUGGACGAAGUGAGGGGCUUGCUUUAAAAAUUAUAAUUUACAGUCAGAAGACCAUUUAAUGGGUUCACCUGGUACAAACUAUCUUGUAUUGGCGGCUGAGCCCAACAAACUCUGCUGAUCUACACAUUUAACUAUUCACAAUGAAUGUUUCUAAAUAAAUUACUGGGGCUUCGUAUUUCUAGGUUAUGUUUCUAAGUGUUUACUUCACAAUUUCGAUUUUUUGCUUUGGUAGUUUUUCUUGAGUUUUUUCGUAUUUACAGAGAUUUUUGAGCCUUUGCUUAGUACUUUUGUAAUAAUUGAGUUCUUAUCUUCUAAAGUGUCUUAUUUAUCGAUAAGUGUAUGCUGAUAUUUCCAUAUAAUGUGGGUGCAGUUAUUUUUAUAACAAAAAUAAAUUAUCAAAAGAAAGUUUGAAAAUAUUGAAAAGCAGACAAAAGCAAUCAUUUCAAUUGAGAAAGAAAAAAUGAAAAAAUAAAUGAAAUUUAUUGUUCAUUGUUCUGCUAUAAUUCUUUCACAUUAUUUCAUAUAUUUUUAGUUUCAUUUUAAUUGAUUUUGUAAUAAUUAACGAUUAAAAAUAGCAUGCAAUUGUUAUUCAUUUACAAAGAAAAACAACUUGCGGUUAAAUUAAAUUUUAUCAUCUUCAUUUUUGAGUUUAUCAGAAAAAUCAAUGCAUAAUUUUUUAUCAAGAACUAUUUAGAACAAAAUGUGUACAAAACAAUUACGACAAGCAGUAUUAUCACGAACAUAACUUAGAAAUGCGAAAACCUUGUUUGAUUUGUCCUGGUUAAUUGAUUUUCAUAGAUACGAAAACUGACUUUGAAAUGAUCAUAACCUCAAAAUAGAAACAACAUCAGAUCAUCUUUCGCAACAAAACAUACCAUCUUCAUCAUAUAAAUAGCAUUUGGAAUUACAGUAUUAACAAUUAUUGCUGUAACAAUUACACGCAGCAGAGAAUUGGAUAAUUAGGAAAAUAGAUGAGAUAAAAAGAAUACCGUCGAGAACUAAGGGAAAUAACAUAGAAAAUAAAGAUAUCAGAGAAGUAACGGAACAGAAAGAAACUAUAGUGGAAAUAAAAUAAUGAAUUCUGCAAAAUAAAAAAAAAACAGAGUGGAAGACUAAGAUAUGCAUAAACUAAAUAAGUAAGAUGGUACAUAACAGUGCAAUCAAUAGUAUCAGUGGCAACUCUAAUAGAAUUGAAAAAAUUUACAUGUGAAGCUGAAAACACAAAAAAAUCAGAAUUCAUUGAAUGCCUUCAAAGGUAAAUUCGGAAAUUAUGUUUCGAGUUAGAUAGAUGUUUAUGUGGCACAUGACUAUUGAUGACAGCAAUUGUGGCCGUUCCAGCAUCCUCUAUUUGUAAAUUUCUUAAAGUGAAGUAGAUAACAAGGAAGAUACAGAGAAUAAGUAAGAGUAGGUUACCGAAAUAUCAAGUGUAAAUGAUAUAGUAGAUGUAAACUUUGUUCAAACAAGGCUCUACGAAUAUUAAUUGAAAAUAUAAAAUUGAAAUUCAAAUAAUUAUCUUUGGAGGAUAAAAUGCUAUAAAAUUUUUAAUAAAACUGGUUUGGUUAUAUAUAUAUAUAUCAAGAAUGAUGAAUGCGAAUUUUGUGGGUAGGUACUAGAGACACAACAGAAUUUUAAUAAUCGAUAGUUAACUUUAAAAUGUUGCUUGUUAGUGGAUAAUUUCCCUUUGAAGGUUUUUCUUUUGAAACAAUCUUGAUGAAUGGAUUUGGUAGAAUUGAGUCUCUUUUCUUUUCCUCAUAAAUGAUCUUAAUUUUUGGGCCAAGAAAUUCUUAAGAAGUCUUCGCUAAUGUCAUAUGAAGAUCUAACUCGGUCGAUAAUAAGUGAAAAACCUAUUAAUUUAUUGAUAAGAUUAUUGAAUAAUUUGAAAAAUAUUGCUUAAAAGUUUAGUUGUGAUAAAAGUGUCUAUUUUAUUGUUAACAAAAUAUAUUUCAAUCAAUGGCUUAUUAUAACUUACAGCAAAAUAUUCAGACAUAUUUUCUAAAUGUUUUGAUGUAUCUAUUUUCAUAAGAUUCUUAUAUAUACGAGGUAACUUAUCGGUUUUAUAACAAAAAUAACUUAUUGCUUUUUAUUUGUGGAUAUUUUAAACUGUUUACCUCAUAUAUGUAUAUUCAUGCGUAAUAAUUUUGUGUCAUACUUACACAUCAAUUCUAAAAAUAAAGGGUGAAAUAUAUUGAAACAGUCUCAUAAUUAUCACAAGUUGAUCUAACAUAUAGGUGCAGUACAUGUAGAACAUUUUUUUCUUAGUAAUGACGAAUAAACGUCAUCAUUUCCAGUUAAAUCACUUGGAAACUAUAAGUAUACAGUGUGUCGUAUUUAGAAUGAAGUCACCUUCAUAUUUUCAUUGUUUGGAAUAAAUUUUACCCAGUAUACAGUAUGAUGGGCAUCAAUUUGAAGAUAACCAGAUAGUGGACAAAUAUGGCCAGUUUUUUAUAUUUUGUGCCUCAUCAGAGAGAUUCAUUCUGAGGUAUUCUAUUAAGAGCAGGAUACUUCUAAAAAGUCGCUGAGGAGAUAAAGAACCGAUAAAUCUCGUUCUAGACUCUAUGAGCAGUCUAAAUUUAUAUAUUUGAUAGUGCUGAAUCCAAGUACAAUUAUUUAUUUGUUAAAUUGAGGAAAUAUGAUGAAAACUAACUAUCAAACUAGUACGAAGUUGGGAGAGUAUUUGACUAAAAAUUAAAAAAAAAACUUUUUACAUGAAAUGAAAUAAUUAUAUCUUUAGUCCAAACAGAAAGUACUCGGGAAAAAAUUAGGUAGAGCUGAAUUUUACCCAUUUGAAAGAAUAUUAAUUUUUACAAAAUACCCCUAAAAUCCCCUGGGGGCUUUCUCUCCCAGCUCCCAUCAAAUUUUCAAAAUGCCAACAUUCACGGAAACUCUAAUAACUGAAAAAUAGUCCAAUAAGAUCGUGUUUUUUUUGUUUUGUGUGUUAUUAAAUUUAGAUUUGAAUUAUUUGAUUAAUUUGGAAACAUAUGCCUCAAUUUUAAUUGCUUUUUAUAAAAAUUUAUAUUUUUAAUGAAUAUAACCCAAAAUGACCGCUAAAAUAUUAGUUUUCUAGUCACAUUAAAAAUGAAAUUCAAAUAAGAAAAUUAAAAAUUUGGUUUUUAACAUACGUAUAUCAAUCUUUCAAUCCUUGAGAUUGGAAAAUUAUUUACAAUUUCUACUUUAUGGUGGUUUAGUUAUCAUUUACUCUAGGUGGUUAAAUUCCUUUCGGAAGAAGUCGCAGUUAUCUAACUGUACUCCAAAUAUCAUUUAUGAAAGUGUUGAAAAUGUCACUGCAUGUUCUUGUUAAUAGAUACAGAAGAUAAUAAAUGAGCUAAAUACUCUGUAUAAAAGUGUGAAUAUUUGAAUUUAAAUUCUUUCAUUUAACGAAAAUAUGAAAGUGCCUGAAUCUUAUAUACAAAUAUCUGAUAAAUGACAUCUCAAAUGAUUCAUAAAAAUGUUGGUGUAAGAAUAGCACAAGAUCCAAAUGUAAAAUUUAUGCGUUAUAUUUUGUUAAAUAUUGUAAAAAAAUGUCCUCGUUGUUAAAACUUGGAUUUAUGUAAAAAGAGCUUUGAUUUUGCUACAUUGGCAAAAGUGUAAAGUUUUAGUGAUUCUCUGUAUAUUAUAUAUAAAAAAGUACUAGAUGAUUGUACGGUGUGUGUUGAGAUAGGAAGAUGUACCUUAUUUGUAAAGUAGUAGUUCUAAUCGAAAAAUUAGAAGGAAAAUUAUAAAUAUUACAUGAAAAGAUAUUUCUAAAUGUGUAAAAUAAAUAUACAUAACAAAU